Molecule: messenger RNA, 966 nt
Organism: Capsella rubella
Lineage: Eukaryota; Viridiplantae; Streptophyta; Magnoliopsida; Brassicales; Brassicaceae
Product: PLASMODESMATA CALLOSE-BINDING PROTEIN 2
Exons: 4
Coding region: 200-793 (197 amino acids)
Source: RefSeq, a predicted model, not a curated record
CAAGAGUCACGGAACAAGUAGUCACUCUCAAUCUCCAGUACUGCCUCUCUCUCUCUCUCUCUAUCACUGUCUAUCUUUUCCCUUCGUUACUUUGUGCAACGCCUCUCUUUCUUCUUCUCCUCCAACAUUAUCACAAGAUCUAUCUCUCUCUCCCUCUCAACAAGUGUAACAGUGGCAUUUGUAUACAUCGACACCAUCCAUGGCUGCUCUGGUUCUCUAUCUCCUCAGUCUCCUCAUGGCUGGCCAUUCUAGUGCCUCAUGGUGUGUGUGCAAAACAGGGCUGAGUGACUCUGUGCUACAAAAGACAUUAGACUACGCCUGUGGAAAUGGAGCUGACUGUAACCCAACUCGCCCAAAAGGGUCUUGCUUCAACCCUGACAAUGUUAGGGCUCAUUGUAGCUAUGCUGUCAAUAGCUUCUUUCAAAAGAAAGGUCAAGCUUCUGACUCUUGUAACUUCACUGGUUCUGCCACUCUUACCACCACUGAUCCCAGCUAUACAGGAUGUGCAUUCCCUUCUAGUGCUAGUGGUUCUAGUGGAAGCAGCAGCGGCAGUACCACAGCGACGCCGCCAGGCAAAAACAGUCCAAAAGGAAGCAGCAGCAUCAACACAUUUCCCGGUGGGAACAGUCCAUACACUGGCACACCAACAACCGGAUUAUUAGGAGGCAAUGUCACUGAUGCCACUGGAACCGGUUUAAACCCGGAUUACUCAACCGAAAGCUCUGGGUUCACGCUCCAUAACUCCUACACCCUUCUCUUCACCGGCUUGUGGUCUGUCUUGAUGAUGCUCUGAAGAACGAAUUGCCAUCUUCUUUUUCUCUUCAGUCGGGGAAAAAAUGUUAUCGUUGUUGUAUUAGAGAUGAUUUUAUAUUAGAUUCCAGAUUUCGGUUCGGUUUUUAAUUUCCGGUUUAAGAAAACGGUUCUCAAUGUUAAACCAAAUCUACUAUAAAUGGUUUUGUACCCAUU